Yarrowia lipolytica CLIB122 is the source of this 2598-nucleotide messenger RNA. RefSeq lists its product as uncharacterized. The record is from RefSeq and is a predicted model, not a curated record. Gene Ontology annotation, cellular component: nucleus; cytoplasm. Gene Ontology annotation, biological process: protein import into nucleus. Gene Ontology annotation, molecular function: small GTPase binding; nuclear import signal receptor activity. NCBI's taxonomy places the organism in Eukaryota, Fungi, Ascomycota, Dipodascomycetes, Dipodascales.
AUGGAAAUCGCACCCAUUCUUCACGACGCCUUCCAGGGCGCCACGCCUCAGGUGCGAAACGAGGCCAACUCCAAGCUGGCCGACGCAUACCAAAACUACUACGGUGAUGUGAUGAUGGCCCUCGCCAACUGCAUCAGCACUCAGGAUACCCAGAUACCCGAUGAAAUCCGAGUGCUUGCUGGUAUUGCCAUCAAGAACAACUUGACAUCCAAGGACCAGGAGGUCAAGCAGGAGCAGGCCAACAAGUGGUUGGCUGCCGAUGGAUCCGUUACAGAUCAGAUCAAGAGCAUUCUGUUGGAGGUUCUGAAGAGCACUAACAACCAGGUGGCUUCAGCAGCAGCCCAGGCCGUGGCCGCCAUUGCGGAGAUUGAUCUGCCCCAGGGACGAUGGUCCAGUCUCAUGACCACCCUGGUGGAGAACACCAAGGACGAGCAGCCCAGUCACAUCAAGAUGGCCGCUCUGCAGUCUAUUGGUUUCAUCUGCGAGCGAGCAGACCGAAACAAUGCUGGUGUGGUUUCCCAGGCAUCAGGCAUUCUUACUGCCAUUGUGCAGGCGGCACAGUCCAAGGAGUCGGACCAGAACGUGCGGCUCAAGGCCAUUGAGGCACUGGGCGACUCUCUGGAUUUCAUCAGAGACAACUUUGCCCGGGACGGUGAGCGAAACUGCAUCAUGGUUGUCGUGUGCGAAGCCACCCAGAGCGAUUCUGCCAAGCUGCGGGAAGUCAGCUACGGCACAAUGUCUCGAAUCAUGACCAAAUACUACCAGUUCAUGGAACUGUACAUGAAGCAGGCUCUGUUUGGCGUUACCGUCAAGGGCAUGCAGGAUUCCGACGACUCGGUGGCAUGCAUGGCUGUGGAGUUCUGGUCGUCCGUAUGCGAGAUUGAGGACAAGAACCAGCGGACCGGCGAGGAGUGCUUUGGCUUCGCCAAGGUGGCUGCCCCCAAGGUUCUGCCCAUUCUCUUGGAGCUGCUCAACCGGCAGAACGAGUACGAUGACGACGAGGACUGGAGUGUUAGCAUGGCUGCUGCCGCCUGUCUGCAGCUGUUCGCGCAGACCAUUGGUAACGACGUGGUGCCUCUGACUCUGCAGUUUGUCGAGCAGAACAUUGGAAAUACCACCAGCUGGAGAAACCGGGAGGCCGCUGUCAUGGCCUUUGGUUCUAUUCUGGACGGUCCUGACAACGCCCAUCUGGCCGAUCUCAUCAAGCAGGCUCUAGAGCCCAUUCUCAACCUGAUGAAUGACGACUCUCUGCAGGUCAAGGACACCGUGGCGUGGUGUCUGGGCCGAAUCUCCGAUCUGGUCAUCAACGCCAUUGACGAGCAAGUCCAUCUGCCCGUCAUCAUGAAUACCCUGCUCAAGGGACUGCAGGACGAGCCCAAGGUCAUCACCAACUGUUGCUGGACUAUCAUGAACAUUUUCGAGCAGCUUGGCCACGGCGGCGUCAACCAGGAGACCACCGUCGUCUCCCCCUACUACCCCCAGGUGCUGCCUGCUCUGUUGAACGCCGCUUCUCGAAACGACAACGAGAACAACGCCCGAACCGCUGCUUACGAGGCUCUGUCGACCCUUGUUGUUGUGUGUGCCAACGAUUGCAUUGAAGCCGUGCUUGAGCUGUCGGGCGAGGUUGUCACUCGUCUGGAGACCACUCUGGAGAUGCAGCAGCAGAUUGUCGGCAUGGACGACCGAAUCAACCUGGAGGAGCUGCAGAUCAACCUGCUCGGUCUGCUGACCAACAUCAUCCGUCGAACUGACAAGCUGGUGCUGCCCGCAUCCGACCGGCUUAUGACUCUGUUCCUGAACCUGCUGCAGAACAAGCUUCCCAACUCGCUCAUCGAGGAGGACGUGUUCAUUGCUAUUGGAGCUGUCGCCGAUGCCAACGGUGAGGGCUUUAUGAAGUUCAUGGAGUCUCUCAACCCCUUCCUUCUGCGCGCUCUGGAAGAUCCUUCUCUCAUUGUGUGCAACACUGCAGUCGGUCUGGUGGCCGACGUGUCCAACGCUCUGGGCCCUGCCAUUGACCAGUUCUCCGACCAGUACAUGCAGCUGUUUGUCACCGAUUUGCAAAACCCCAAGGCCCAACAGGUCAUCAAGCCCUCGAUUCUGUCGUGCUUUGGAGACAUCGCGUCAAGCAUUGGCCCCAAGUUUGAGCGGUACUUUUCUUUUGUCUUCCCUGUGAUUGAGCAGGCGUGCCAGCUGGAUGUGCCUGACCAGUACUCCGGCUAUGCCGUGUCCGAGGAGUUCCUUGACUUUGUCGCCAACCUGCGUGAGCGAAUCAUCGACGCAUUUGUCGGCAUUGUCACCGGUCUUCGAGACUACCCUGCUCUGUUUGCUCCCUACGUCCCCACUCUGUUCAACUUCCUGUCCAAGGUGGCCGUGGACCCUCUGCUCGCUCCUGUGGAGUCUGUGGCUCGGUCCGUUGUGGGUAUCAUUGGUGAUGUUGCCACCAUGUAUCCCGGUGGAGACUUCAAGGAGGCAUACACUAAGCCAUGGGUGCUGGAGUUCAUUCGACGAACUCGAAGCGAUCCCGAGUUCACUGACGAGACCAAGAUUACCGCUCGAUGGGCACGUGAGCAGCAGAAGCGACAGCUGGGCGAGAAAUAG